This is a messenger RNA of Myiozetetes cayanensis, 1392 nucleotides long. RefSeq names its product E3 ubiquitin-protein ligase TRIM39-like. Gene Ontology annotation, molecular function: zinc ion binding; protein binding. Lineage: Eukaryota; Metazoa; Chordata; Aves; Passeriformes; Tyrannidae. The transcript is spliced from 6 exons. The record is from RefSeq and is a predicted model, not a curated record. The coding region runs from base 1 to 1392 and encodes 463 amino acids.
AUGACCGAGGAGGGUCCCGCCGGGAGCCUCCAGAGCGAGGCCUCGUGUUCCCUGUGCCGGGGGCUCUUCCAGGACCCCGUGUCCAUCCACUGCGGCCACUCCUUCUGCCGGGGGUGCAUCGAGAGGCGCUGGGAGGGCUCCGAGGGCUCCUUCCCCUGCCCGCUCUGCCGGGAGACGGCGCCGGAGCGGGGGCUGCGCCCCAACCGGGAGCUGGCCGGGAUCCUGAGCAUCGCCCGGCGGCUCAGCCGGAGGCUGCCCCGGCCCGGGGAGCCGCUGUGCCCGAGGCACGGCCGGGCUCUGAAGCUCUUCUGCGAGGAGGAGCAGACCCCCGUGUGCCUGGCGUGCCGCGAGUCCCCGGCCCACCGGCCCCACUCGGCCGUGCCCAUCGAGGAGGCGGCCGAGGAGCGCAAGGAGAAACUCCAGGCUCACGCGCAGAUCCUGAGGGACAGGAGGGAAAAGCUGCAGGGGAUGAAAGCGGCCGAGGAAGGGAAAAGCCUGGACCUGCUCGAGCGGGUGGAUGCGGAGAGGAGGAGAGUGGUGUCCCAAAUCCGGGAGCUGCACCGGCUCCUGGAGGGGCAGGAGCGGCUCCUGCUGGAGCGGCUGGCGAAGCUGGAGCGGGACAUCCUGGGCAGGCAGGAGCAGAACAUCGGCAGGCUCUCGGAGCAGAUCUCCUCCGUGGCCGAGCAGAUCCGGGAGCUGGAGGAGAAGUGUCAGCAGCCGCCCUGGGAGCUCCUGGAGGGCAGCACAGACAUCCUGAGCAGGCUGGAGGAGGAGAGUGCCCAAGAGCCAGCAGAGACACCACCUGAGCCAGCAGAGCAGCUCACGGGGCUGCCCCAGCCAAACAUCGCCCUCAAAGAGAUGCUGAUGAUGUUCCAAGAGAGCCUGACGCUGGACCCGGACACGGCGCACCCUCGGCUGGCGCUGUCGGAGGACGGCAAGCGGGUGCGGUGGGAGCAGAGCCGGCGCAGCGUGGCCGACCACCCCAAGCGCUUCGACGCCUCUCGCUGCGUGCUGGGCCGCCAGGGCUUCAGCUCGGGCCGCCACUACUGGGAGGUGGCGGUGGGCGGCGGGGCCGCCUGGGCGCUGGGGGUGGCGCGGGAGUCGGUGCGCAGGAAGGGCCGGCUGCGCGUCAGCCCCGCCGGCGGCAUCUGGGCCGUGGGGCGCUGCGGGAGCCAGUGCCAGGCCCUGGCCUCGCCCGCCGUGCCCCUCGCCCUGCGCGAGCCCCCCGCGCUCGUGGGGGUCUACCUGGACUACGAGGGGGGCCGCGUGGCCUUCUUCGACGCCGCCAGGGAGGCCCCCAUGUUCGCCUACCCCCCCGCGUCCUUCGGCGGGGAGAGGGUCCUGCCCCUGCUCUGCCUGGGCAGGGGGGGCCACUUCGCGCUGUGCCCGUGA